AAAAUGAAGUCUAUUAACUAUGGGUAUCUGCUCCUUUUGAUAAUUAUAGCUUUUGCCUGUUUUCAAUCAGUUCAAGCUCAAUCUCAACCAGGAUUUAUUAGCUUGGAUUGUGGAUUAGUCCCUAAAAACACAAGCUACACCGAGAAGACAACGAAUAUAACAUACAUAUCAGACGCCGAUUAUAUCGACAGCGGAUUAAUCGGGAGUAUCAAUGAUUCAUGCAAGACAGUGUUACAGCAACAGACUUGGACCGUAAGAAGCUUCCCUGAAGGUGUAAGAAACUGUUACAACUUCAAUCUUAAAGCUAAUCUCAAAUAUCUGAUUAGAGGAACUUUUGUCUAUGGGAAUUAUGAUGGUUUGAAUCAAAUACCCAAGUUUGAUCUUUACAUUGGUCCUAAUAAAUGGACUUCUGUUAUAUUGGAAGGAGUAGCUAAUGCUACGAUCUUGGAGAUGAUCCAUGUCUUACCACAAGACCGUCUACAAGUUUGUCUUGUCAAAACAGGGACAACGACACCGUUUAUAUCGGCGUUAGAACUUCGUCAGUUGGACAAUAAUACUUAUGUUACCAAAAGUGGAUCGUUGAUGUCUUUCGCCAGAAUUUACUUUCCAAAGACUGCAUCGUUCCUAAGGUAUGAUGAAGACUUGUAUGACCGAGUUUGGGUUCCAUUCAGCCAAAAUGAAACGGUUUCGUUAAGCACCGAUCUACUGGUCGAUACAAGUACCAAUUCCUACAAUGUGCCUCAAAAUGUGGCGAAUUCCGCAAUUACUCCUUCGAAAGCUACUCUUCCGCUCAGCAUAUGGUGGGAUCUCCAAAACAUCAAUGCACAGAUAUAUAUAUACAUGCAUUUUGCAGAAAUCCAGAAGCUUAAAUCUAACGAGGCAAGAGAGUUCAACAUUACUUAUAAUGGUGGUCAGGUUUGGGAAAGUUACUUUAGACCUAACAAUCUCAGCAUUACAACAAUCUUUAGCGAAACAGCAAUGAGUUCUCCAGAUGGGUUUUUCAAUUUCACUUUUACAAUGACCAAAAACUCUACUCUUCCUCCACUUAUCAAUGGCCUUGAGGUUUAUACCGUUGUAGAAAAUUUACUGCACGAGACAUACCAAGAUGAAGUUUCUGCUAUGAUGAACAUCAAGAAAACAUAUGGUUUGAGUAAAAAGAUAAGUUGGCAAGGAGAUCCAUGUUCUCCUAAAAUAUAUCGAUGGGAAGGUGUGAAUUGCAGUUAUUUGGACUCUAAUCAACCUCUGAUCACAUCCUUGAACUUGGCAGCAAGUCGAUUGACCGGUAUCAUAACACCUGAUAUAUCUAGUCUCAUACAAUUAAGGGAACUAGAUCUAUCAAAUAAUGAUUUAUCAGGAGGGAUUCCAAAUUUUCUAGCUGAUAUGGAGAUGUUGACACUAAUAAACUUAAGAGGAAACCCGAAGCUGAAUCUCACCAUUCCAGAUUCUAUUCAGGGAAGGAUAACGAACAAAUCUUUAACUCUACUUAUAGAUGAAAUCCCGAGUAGCAAAAAACCUCGUAUCAAGUUUCCUUUGGUUGCUAUCUUAGCUUCAGUGGCCUGCGUUAUCGCAUUUCUAGCUAUCUUUAUCAUAUGUUUCAUCUUUAGAAGGGAAAAACAGAGAGCUCCAAGUAAUGAGAACAGAUCAUCCAAUCAAUCAAUCGGAACAAAGGAGCGGAAGUUUACGUAUUCUGAGAUACUAAAGAUGACAAAUAACUUUGAGAGAGUUCUUGGUAAAGGAGGAUAUGGAAGAGUGUAUUAUGGAAACUUGGAUGACACUCAAGUAGCUGUAAAAAUGCUCUUUCAUUCAUCAGCUGAUCAAGAUUAUAAACAUUUCAAAGCUGAGGUUGAGCUUCUUUUAAGAGUUCAUCACAGACAUUUGGUGGGACUUGUGGGUUAUUGUGAUGAUGGAGAUAACUUGGCUUUGAUUUACGAAUACAUGGCAAAUGGAGACUUGAGGGAGAAUAUGUCAGAAAACCGAUGUGGACAUGUUCUAACUUGGGAAAACAGAAUGCAAAUAGCUAUGGAGGCAGCACAAGGAUUGGAGUAUCUACAUAAUGGAAGUAGACCACCUAUGGUCCAUAGAGAUGUGAAACCUACUAACAUUCUGUUGAAUGAGCUGUUUCAAGCGAAACUAGCUGAUUUUGGACUCUCUAGGUCUUCUCCCGUUGAUGGUGAAUCUUACGUAUCAACAAUCGUUGCAGGAACACCUGGUUACUUAGACCCUGAAACAAACUUGCUAAGUGAGAAGACUGAUGUGUACAGCUUUGGGGUAGUUUUGUUAGAAAUCAUCACAAACCAGCCUGUGAUUGAUUCAAACCGGGUGAAAGCGCAUAUUACAGAAUGGGUUGGAUUCAUGCUCAUGAAAGGGGACAUCAGGAAUAUUAUCGACCCGAAACUGAUGGGGGAAUUCGAUACAAACGGUGUGUGGAAGGCUGUGGAGUUGGCUUUGGCUUGUGUAAACCCUACCUCAAACCGUAGACCAACAAUGACACAUGCUGUGAUGGAGCUAAAAGAGUGUUUGGACUCUGAAAUUGCCAGGAAACAAGGGAGUCAAGAGAUGUAUUCAAUAAAUUCUAUUGAAUUAAGCUUCUCUCCUACUUCUACAUUCUCACCUGGACCGAGGUGA
Camelina sativa (false flax) is the source of this 2625-nucleotide messenger RNA. NCBI's taxonomy places the organism in Eukaryota, Viridiplantae, Streptophyta, Magnoliopsida, Brassicales, Brassicaceae. The record is from RefSeq and is a predicted model, not a curated record.